Messenger RNA from Microbotryum saponariae, 4069 nucleotides. Lineage: Eukaryota; Fungi; Basidiomycota; Microbotryomycetes; Microbotryales; Microbotryaceae. The record is from the annotation of a GenBank genome assembly.
AUGAGUGACACCGCUGCCGACGAGAUCCGCGCUGCGCAGGCUGCACGCCGCGAGGCCAAGCGAGCCGCACAGGCGACCCAACGCCCCGAGUCAGAGUCCAACAAGGUGUCGAUGAGCUCCGUCUCGAUGGACCUCGACGUCUACGAUGGAGUGUCCAAGGGGUCUCGAUUCGCCAAACACGACCUCAGCAUCUCCGCGGGGCCGUCGACGAACGAGGAUGACGAGCAGCUCGAUGAGUACGGCAACCCUAAGCCCGUUCGUCUGCUCGAUUCAUGUGAGUGGCGGUAGACACAGUAACUUGUCUCUGUAAGAAAGGUCUUGGCUGACUUUGAAGUUGUGUCAUCGUCUCUGCCCUCGCAGUCACCGCACCGAAGCAUCUGAUCAAUGAGUUCGCUGACGACGACGCCGAGGAUCCAUUUGCGGCGACGGCCAAAUCCCGUCAAGUCACGUCACGCCAAUCAGAGUACCACGCCAGGCGUUUCAAUCGUGAAUCGGCGGUGCAGGCGGAUGCGUUCGCCAUGGACGACGCGCCCAAGACGGGUGGCGACGACGAGUCGACGACCUAUGCCGACCAGAUGCGUCGCGCCGAAAUCGAGCGAGAGGAACAACGGGUUCAGAGAGCAAUCCAAAAGAAGCAGGAAGAGGCUGCUGUUGCUGGAACGUCGGAGUCGACGGAGAGUGCAGUCACCGCACCCGAUGAAACCCCACGAGGGCGGCAGAGCUGGGACGUCGACGAAGACGAUCGGCCCCGCGCCAGCAUGGUCGAUGCCCUCGAGUCCGGUGGUACCAAGCGCAGUGGCGAGUGGGACGAUGUCAACACUCAAGGAAAGGAGGCUGCUGCCGCUGCCGCCGCUCCCAAGAAGAAGCGUUCGAGGUGGGACGAGACUCCUGCGCAAGCGGCGACAGCCGGCAGUGGAGCGCCGGGGGAAACGCCACGACGAUCUCGAUGGGACCAAACGCCGGUGGGCGUGGCACAGACUCCAAGUGCUGCAAGUCUCUUUGGGGCCAUGACCCCCUUCAAUGGCGCGACCGGUAGCAAUGCCUCGAUCCCUGGAGCAGGCCAACUCAUUGACCCUCGCAACCGGUACCUCUCGGAUGAAGAGCUGAACCAAAUGCUCCCAACCGAGGGCUACGAGAUUGUCGACCCGCCGGCAGGGUACGCCCCGAUCCGAACGCCGGCACGCAAGCUGCAAGAGACCCCGAUGGCAAUGAACGGCGGCGGCUUCAUCAUGCAAGAGGAUGCGGCGAGCGCUUCCAUGCUGGGUAUUACCCAGGAAUUGCCGACCGAGAUUGCAGGCGUCGGAGAUCUUCAAUUCUUCAAGCAAGAAGAUGCGACUUACUUUGCCAAGGUAAGCUUCACACCGAGAUUCGUGCCAAGACAAAUAGCCUUCUUAUUCUGCUGCUCGUCUUCCACAGAUUUUGGGUGACCAGGAUGAGAGCGAACUUUCGAUCGAGGAGCUCAAGGAGCGCAAGAUCAUGCGCUUGUUGCUCAAGAUCAAGAACGGCACCCCGCCGAUGCGAAAGACGGCUUUGCGACAGAUCACCGACAAGGCGCGCGAGUUCGGUGCAGGCCCCCUCUUCGACAAGAUCUUGCCACUGCUGAUGGAGCGGACACUCGAGGAUCAGGAGCGACACUUGCUCGUCAAGGUCAUUGACCGCGUUCUAUACAAGCUCGACGAUCUCGUCCGACCCUACGUGCACAAAAUAUUGGUCGUCAUCGAGCCUUUGCUCAUCGACGAGGACUACUAUGCCCGUGUCGAGGGUCGUGAGAUCAUCAGCAACCUCUCCAAGGCAGCUGGACUGGCUCACAUGAUCUCGACGAUGCGGCCCGACAUCGACCACGCCGACGAAUACGUGCGCAACACCACCGCUCGUGCCUUUUCCGUCGUCGCCAGCGCGCUUGGUAUCCCCUCCCUGUUGCCUUUCCUGAAGGCCGUCUGUCGAUCCAAAAAGUCUUGGCAAGCUCGCCACACGGGUAUCAAGAUCAUCCAACAGAUCGCAAUCAUGAUGGGCUGCGCGGUGUUGCCCCACCUGAAGAAUCUGGUCGAAGCGGUCGCGCAUGGCCUCGAGGACGAGCAGCAGAAGGUGCGAACGAUGACCGCGCUUUGCAUCGCUGCUCUUGCCGAGGCUGCGGCGCCUUACGGUAUCGAGUCGUUCGACAGCGUGCUCAAGCCGCUAUGGACGGGUAUCCGCAAGCACCGAGGCAAAGGUCUUGCCGCCUUCCUUAAGGCAAUCGGUUUUAUCAUCCCCCUGAUGGACCCUGAGUACGCCAACUACUACACCCGUGAGGUGAUGGUCAUUCUCAUCCGAGAAUUCCAAUCGCCCGACGAGGAGAUGAAGAAGAUUGUGCUCAAGGUUGUCAAGCAGUGCGCGGGCACGGACGGAGUGCAGCCAGCUUAUGUCAAGGAGGAAAUCCUGCCAGAGUUUUUCAAGAACUUCAUGGUGCGCCGGAUGGCACUCGAUCGCCGCAACUAUCGACAGGUCGUGGAAACGACGGUUGAAUUGGCACAAAAGGCGGGUGUAUCGGAGAUCGUGGGGCGUAUCGUGAACGAUCUCAAGGAUGAGAGCGAGCCGUAUCGCAAGAUGGUGAUGGACAUCAUCACACAGGUUGUCGCAGGUCUCGGAGCAGCAGAUAUCGACGAGCGGCUCGAGGUUCAGUUGAUCGAUGGUAUUAUCUACGCGUUCCAAGAGCAGUCGGCCGAGGAUUACGUCAUGCUCGAAGGCUUUGGCACGGUCGUCAAUGCGCUCGGCAUUCGCGUCAAGCCCUACUUGACCCAGAUCGUUUCGACUAUUCUGUGGCGACUCAACAACAAGAGUGCAAAGGUGCGCCAGCAAGCCGCCGACUUGACGACGAAACUUGCCGUCGUCAUCAAGCAGUGCGAAGAGGAUGCGCUCCUCUCCAAGCUCGGUGUCGUCCUCUUCGAACAGCUCGGUGAGGAGUACCCCGACACCCUCGGUUCGAUCAUCGCUGCUAUUGCUGCUAUUGCGAACGUCGUGGGUAUGACACAAAUGAGCCCACCUGUCAAGGACCUAUGUACGUCCUUGCUCUCGAAUACUGUAGACCCGUGGCUCAUCUGCUAAUUUGCGGAUAUUUGCUUCUUUGUCUGGCAGUGCCUCGAAUGACGCCCAUUCUUCGCAACCGUCACGAAAAGGUGCAAGAAGCAUCGAUCAACUUGAUUGGUCGUAUCGCUGAUCGUGGAGCGGAAUUUGUUUCAGCCCGCGAGUGGAUGCGCAUCUGCUUCGAACUGCUGGAUCUGCUCAAGGCCCACAAGAAGGCGAUUCGUCGCGCGGCCGUCAACUCGUUUGGCUAUAUCGCCAAAGCCAUCGGACCCCAGGACGUACUGAGUGUGCUGCUCACCAACUUGCGGGUGCAGGAGCGACAGUCGCGUGUAUGUAGUACGGUCGCGAUCGCCAUCGUAGCCGAGACGUGUGGACCGUUCACUUGCAUUCCCGCCAUCCUCAACGAGUACCGCACCCCGGAACUCAAUGUCCGGAACGGCUGCUUGAAGGCCAUGUCGUUCUUGUUCGAGUACAUUGGCGAGAUGGGCAAGGACUAUAUCCACUCCGUGGUGACGUGCCUCGAAGACGCAUUAACAGAUCGGGACCUGGUUCAUCGACAAACCUCAGCCACGAUCGUCAAGCACCUGGCGCUCGGAACGGCCGGUCUCGGUGAUGAGGAUGCUUGCUUGCAUUUGCUCAACCUACUUUGGCCCAACAUCUUCGAGAGUGAGUAACCCGCUAGUGAGUCCAGCCGCUCGGAAGUGCAUGUACUGAUAAGGUCCUUUCACCUCUACCGCCACCCACAGCGAGUCCUCACGUCAUCGGAGCGGUUCUCGAUGCGAUUGAGGCGAUGCGAAUUGCGCUCGGCCCCGGCGUCUUGCUGUCAUACAUCAUGCAAGGCUUGUGGCACCCAGCUCGAAGGGUUCGUGAAGUGUACUGGCAGAUCUAUUCGUCGCUGUACAUGGGAGCACAAGAUGCGCUGGUGCCUUACUACCCUACUAUCCCGGAGAUCUCGGACGAGCGAAAUGACUACGAGGGGCGGUCGCAAUUGCUGAUGAUGUGGGUCUGA